CUAUUGAAUUCCAUUGAAAUAAGGGUGCAGGUUUAAUUCCUUGUUGUAGUGAAAAAAGCAUAACGAGUGAUGUAUUCUCGAAAGGAUUCCCCACCAAAAUACAAUGCAACCUCGGGACACCCAACGUACAGGAAUGUACAACAACUGGCUCAGGAAUAUAGAUCUUUAUCGUCGUCUAAGGACAAUGUGGGCACUGGAAGAGGUAGAGAGAGUAGUUCCGACUCUGGCAAUAGAAUUUUACAUGAUAAGCGAUUCCCAGUGUCUGACUCGAGAACGGAGGGUGGUCACCAAAGACCUAGUCCAGGUAGAACGUACAAGCAACGCAACCAAGGAGAAGAUCUUUAUGAAAAUGCGAGAUUUUACAAACAACAAGCAAUAUAUAAUUGGAUGAACUCCUCCGAACAGGCAUUUGAGCGUCCAACCCAGGGAAGAUCCAGUGGAAGUUUCAAAGGUUCAUCUCUUGUAACAACAUUAAUUGCCCAAAAUCCCAUAAGGUUCAAAAAUCGCACUGCUGCUUUGCAAUUUGCUCAGGAUCUAUUUCGCAAAGGUACCAUCAAAAGUGUUCAUGGUGCCCGGUUUUUCGAGGAUUCUGAGCUUUUGUAUGUUUGGCAGGAUGAGAACCACCAACAGGAGAGGUCCUCUCGAAGCAUGACGUCAUCAGAUCCUACAUCUCACACUUUUUCCAGAAACAACGUUGACACCAAAUCUACAGAAGCUGAAACGAAGCAAAAAUCGUUUAUAAAUGAUUUCUUCAAGGAGCUCGAGGAAGAUUUUCCGGACACUAAAAAUUCUACAGAUGUGGAUCGAUCAGGGCACUAUGCGUCACUGACCCCGUGGGCCAUACAAAGGGCCAGUACUGCGUCCAGUGACAGUUCUGCGGACACCAUAUCCCAUAGUUAUUCUAAAUAUAAGAACGCAUCAUCAAGGACAGCUGCUCCAUUUUCAAUGGCUACCUCACGAGACCAUGAAGUUAUUCCAGAGGAAACAUCAAUAGAAAGAGCCGAGGGGCAUUCUUUGGAACUGGAACUUGAUCGCAGUUUGCAAAGGAUAGGCGAACCUUCAGCUACACGAAGAUGGCCGGAUCCUCAAUAUAGUUAUUCAGAUAACGAAAAACAACUAAUAGAGGAAAUGAAACGGAUGAAGAGGGAUCAUACGGAAAUAGUGAAAUCAUAUGAAGACAGGGUAUCGAAGCUAAUGACCAAGAUGGGAGAGCUGCGAAGUAUAGCUGAAAUGCUUGAAAACUCAGGAACAAAACCGAAUUCCUAUGGGGUUCUACAGAAAUCCACCUUACUUAAUCUUAUAGAUACCAAAUUAGAACAGGAUAGAAAGCAACCGGAGAACACCUUGGCUUACAGUUUGGAGCUACCUCCUCCCCUCCCCCCUAGACCAGGGAGGGGGAAUGUUGUGUACCCCAACAAACCUCUCAUUAGGCCUUCUGUUAAGAUGAAGGACUUGGACUGGAAUAGGAUUAUUCUUCAGCGUGCAGGUGAUGAUGCGGAUAGGAACGCUGCAAGUAGUACAAUAUGGCAUAGUAUGCUAGAACCUAAAAUUGACAAUGAAGAAGUGGAAAGGUUGUUUCGACAACAAGAAGGUACUAACAUGGACGGAAUGACCUUGUAUAGUGACGUCAUUUCACAGCGCGGAAAAACAAAACAUCAAUUAGUAACCAUCCUUGAAAGAGAAAAAUCAGGUCGGCUUGCCUUCACCAUGAAAGCCCUACCUCAUCCGAUGGCCAAACUGUCGCAGGCAAUAGCCACCUUAGAGAUAUUUCCUAUAAAUACAGACAGGUUUGCUGAACUGAUGGAGCUAUUUGGGGCUAGUACUGACGUUGACAAAAUCAACGCCUACGUCAAAAGGAAGGGUCCUGGAAACUUAGACCACCCAGAAUACCUUCUUUAUGAAUUAUCCAAAAUGGAACAUUUCCGAGAACGCGUGGAUUUCUUACGUUUUCGGUACAGAGCCCAAUGGCAGCUCUUUGAAAUGGAUCAGCAACUCCGGGAAUUACAGACUGCCUGUGACGAAAUCACUAACAGCCUUUCCCUGAAGAAUCUUUUAGAGACCCUUCUGGCUGUUGGAAACUACCUCAAUGGAUCCUCACAGAACGGACAGGCCGAUGGUUUUAGCAUCAACAUCCUUAACAAACUUAAAGAUAUAAAAGACAUUGAUGACAAGGGUAACUUGCUGGAGUUUAUUAUGAAGAUGUAUUGCCAGUUUUAUGAGGUGGAAAUCGAUAUUGGAUGUCCCACUCGAUUCCGACUUCCUGAACCCUCCAACAUGAGACACGCUGCCCAGGUGUCCUUUGACAGCAUACAUGAAUCUCUGGCCACACUUCAUGCGGAACUCCGGUCAUUUCAAGACAAGAUCAUGGAAAAGUUGACAAAAACGGAAUCAUCACAUUCUGUCACCAGUUUUAGAACCAUUGCUGAACAUUUCUUUACUUCAGCACAAGAGGUAAUGACAGAAGCAGACACUCACCUUAGGGAAACGAAGGAAGUGUUCGAAAAUACAAAACUGUAUUUUAUGUAUGACAGUCCCCAGUGUACUCCACAAGAUUUUUUCCAAAUUUGGGCUGUGUUUCUUCAUGACUGCAAGUACUACUGGAAGCUUGCCCACAGAAAGAUAGCAAAAGACAGAUUUGAAUUUGAAUUUAAAUACAAAGGCCAAAUGUCUGUUAACUCAGCUCAUGGGUAUGAUAGCUUCCGGGCAAGCAUGCUCAGACGACUCACUACAUUACAUCGGACUAUUCCAGACAGACCAUCCUCAGGGAAUCAAAAUUUGAAACCCCAGCUCAAUAACUGGACUGACACUGUAGAUGCAAAAGAUCCACAGGACAUUCAAGAUAAAAACAGUUUAACUGUAAAGAAGCAAGAUCUAGACAUAACAUCGUCCUCAUCACCAAAACUCCUAACGUCUGAGCCACCUGCAAGUCUUCACAAACCACAGCCUUUGAUGAAUGGUCAUCAAGAGGUUCCCCAUUUACAAAAUUCGUCAAAUUAUGAAAACCACGAAGACAUAGAGAAUGUUGGAUUGGGUUCUCAGCCUGAUAUUCGUAAUGAUCCUAUUGACGAUAGACCGCCUAUGCCACUACCUUGUCAAGAGUCUGGUGAUCAAAAACAUGCAGAGAAACAAGGGACGUUCUCCAUUAAAACAUGGUUAAAACGGGAGCCAGGUCGACCUCAGAGAAGUACUGAAAACAAAGUCUUGGGUGAAUGCCGACCUCUUGAAACAACUGACCCACAACCAAAACGACCUUCUUCAAGUACCACAUUUAGCAAACUACGUAGCAACUUUGUUCAAAAGAUCACCGGUUCUAGCAGUAAUACCCCAAAGAGACCUAAUCAGCUCAGUGUUCAUAAUCAUCAAAAUACAGAGGUCUCUGAAUCCUUUUCUAGACCUCUGGAGGUAUCCCCGUCAUUUACCCCAUUAAAAAUAACCACAGACUUUGAAAACAUUGAUCCGUACAUGACAAGUUUAGGUCGUGAUGAUCGACAAAACACAGAAAUGUCCAAUAGUGGUGCACGGAAUUAUCCAUAUACAAGCUCAGCUGACAGGCGAAACUUCGAUCAUCGGUUGACGGUGGGUCGGCGUGGAAAACACACAGGAAGAAAUGGGUCAGAUAUUUCCACGGAGUAUGCUGGAUUGUACCACACACCUCCAUUUUCAAACACUGUUUCUGUGGACAGAGAUGGAUAUGCAUCACCAAAUGUGAUAGGUCCAUUCAACAAGAGUGAUAUUAAUAACAAUGAGAAACAUAUCAAUAAUGAAAGUGAAAAUGAAAGAGAUAGAAGUGUUCAUGUACUUUCACGAGCCCCUUUAUCGCACACUGACCAUCACAACCUGUCAUUCCAAUCUAGAGACAAUGUGCCUGCAACAAAAUUGAUUUCAGGCAACUUGCCAAAUUAUAAAUCAAAAAGUAAUCCUAGACAAGUACGGCUUGAUGUAUCGUCUGCUAUGAAAUACCAAGCAGAAAUAGGAUCGCAACAACAUAUGGAAAUGACACCUUCAGAUAUGUCGCACACAGACUUAAAAGUUCCUAUGAGAGAACACAGACCUCCCCCUCCAAUAGAUAACAGUCCGGCUCAAACAGAAACGAAAAAAGAGUCCUCUUGGAGAAAGGAUCUCAGUAAAUUACACAGCGAGUCUCCACCAUCUUCAAAACCUAGCGAAGAAAAACCAGUAAAAAUCACGUUAGGUCGUGCCCAUCAGCGGCAACAAAAGGCAGCUCAACAACAACAACAGCAGCAACAGCAACAACAAAACAAUCUUAAACCGAUUGCUGGAAAUAUAGGAAGCACCGCCAUCAAAAGAGAUAUUCCACCCCAGAAACCACCUCGAACUCCACAAAUGCAGCGAUCCCAAUGCCAUAUGGAUUUAUCCCAAACAAACGAAGAUCAAGACAAACCAGUCGUCCCUGAGCGAAGUCGUGCACAGCAUCAUGCCAUUACAUCACUUAUCAGUCGCUUUGAAAAGAACACUCCCUUGAAUGAUCCUUCUUCGAUUAAUCGAAAUGUAAACAAAACUAAAAAAUUAGCAAUGACUUCAACUCCAUUGACAGAAAGCAAACAAUUCACGGAGGAUGGGGAAGACCCUCCUCCACUUCCUCCUAGAUUUGAUUAUCAAUACCCCGAGGGUAGAAUACAAUAUACUUCAAACUCCAACGAGUCAACCCUAGUCAAGACGCCGGUCAACAACCAGUUAGACAAUAAGCAGUCACAAAGUGUACCAAAUUAUUUACAUUCCAAACUCUCUAACCGUUUUGAUGUGCAUUUAAGUGAUACUAAAGCUUCCCUGCCAAAACCUGUUCAUUCCCGGGAAAGCACUGGUCUUAGUGAUGUAGAAGGAUAUACCGAUCAACUACGCAAAGCCGCUAGUAGUUCUGUCUUUGACAGAUACAAGCAACACAGACUACAGGCUCAUUUUGACAACGAUUCUAAGCCAAACGUUGAAACAGCUCGUAGAAAUUUAAAUCUGGUUUAUGACAGACAAAGUGGUUCAAAUGCAAACUACAACACGCAUCAACCUGUGGCUGCUCACUCUACCUCUUUGCAAAAUAGUACACCACAAUUUACCAAAGUCAAUCACAAUCACGUGACGCCGUCUCCUUCCUCUUACAGCCAAAGAAAUACGCGGAGGGAGGAAGGCUCAACAGCUGUAGUCAAACCCUCAAUAAUGCAAGGGACGGUCAUGGACUUUUAGUGUGCAUGUGUUUUACAUUUCAAAAAAUAUUUCAAUAUUUAUAUGACAGGGUCCUUACAAAUCUCUAUGAUUAUCUUUUCUUUUUUUUUUUUUUUAGAAUAUGUGCAACCAAAUAUUGUAUUAUAUUGUAUUUUGUAUUCAAAUUGUUUACUAUUUACAAAUUAUAUUUCUGAUAGAUAUUUGACGUCAGAUCUGAUAUUUUAUACAGCAAUUUUUGACUUAAAUGUUAUUAAUAUUUACAUUAAAUUAUUAUUUUGAGUUGGA
Messenger RNA from Saccostrea echinata, 5460 nucleotides. RefSeq lists its product as uncharacterized. The coding region runs from base 70 to 5196 and encodes 1708 amino acids. The transcript has 16 exons. Gene Ontology annotation, cellular component: cytoskeleton; cytoplasm. Gene Ontology annotation, biological process: intracellular signal transduction; actin filament network formation; cortical actin cytoskeleton organization. The record is from RefSeq and is a predicted model, not a curated record. NCBI's taxonomy places the organism in Eukaryota, Metazoa, Mollusca, Bivalvia, Ostreida, Ostreidae. Gene Ontology annotation, molecular function: actin filament binding.